Molecule: messenger RNA, 820 nt
Organism: Aspergillus heteromorphus CBS 117.55
Lineage: Eukaryota; Fungi; Ascomycota; Eurotiomycetes; Eurotiales; Aspergillaceae
Product: mediator of RNA polymerase II transcription subunit 11
Exons: 2
Coding region: 47-559 (170 amino acids)
Biological process (GO): regulation of transcription by RNA polymerase II
Cellular component (GO): mediator complex
Molecular function (GO): transcription coregulator activity
Source: RefSeq, a predicted model, not a curated record
CUCACCAUACCGAGUCCCAGUGCUCACGCACUACCCGGAUCCCAACAUGGCAGACAUCAAGGGCUCCCGCGAGCCCGACCAAACCCUCACCUCCGCGGACCGAAUUCGACAAUUGAACGACAUCGACCAGGACGUGGCCAAACUAAUCCACUCCGCCGGCCUAGCCAUCCAAGCGCUCACGAACGCCCGAUCGGGCGAAACCCCCGCGGCGAACUCCCUCGAAUCCCACAAAGCCCGCUUCAAGGAAGCCACAUCACAGUACUUCGCGCUGCUGUCAUCCAUUGACGUGCGUCUUCGUCGCCAGGUGUAUGCGCUCGAAGAGGCCUCGAUUCUGGCGCCGGACCCGGUGUCGUCGAGGACGGGUGAUUUACCGGCUGCGGGUGGGGGAGCGACGGGGGCGUCCAAUCCGCUGGAUGUGAGUUGGCUGAAUAGUCGGAAAGACACGGUGGGCAAGGAUAAGGAGGCGGAGCUGUGGGCGGUUGCGAGGGAGUUUGUGGAGCGGAUCGGGAUUAGCGAUCCGGCGUCGAAGGGAGAGCGUGAGAAGAUGGAGGUUGAUUAGUCGGCGUCUUUUCGGUGGGGUUGGUUGGUGAGGGAGGAUGGAGAUCCAUAUAUACAACCUACAUUAUCUUGCAAUUGCGGCAUGGCAUGGUUACUCCCUAGACAAGAGACAAGCGGCUUUGCUUGGUUUGAGAGAGAGGGAGGGGGUUGUGCAGUCGCGCCGAAGGUGGUCUGUCGUUUCGUUUUUGAAAAGCAAGUGGCCAUUAUGGAUAAUGGCCGACAUGAUACCCAAUUUAUUCCAUGAUUUCAAAUAUGAGUUGCC